Messenger RNA from Columba livia (rock pigeon), 1887 nucleotides. RefSeq names its product sigma non-opioid intracellular receptor 1 (gene SIGMAR1). Lineage: Eukaryota; Metazoa; Chordata; Aves; Columbiformes; Columbidae. The transcript has 4 exons. Bases 1 to 669 code for a protein of 222 amino acids. The record is from RefSeq and is a predicted model, not a curated record. Gene Ontology annotation, cellular component: endoplasmic reticulum.
AUGGGGGCGGCGGGGCGGCGGGCGCUGCGGGCCGGGCUGGCGCUGGGAGCGCUGGCGCUGGUGCUGCAGGGGCUACGGGGCUGGCUGGCUUCCAAGCGGUACGAGUUCACCCCCGCCGAGAUCGCCCAGCUCGCCCGGCACCACGCGGGGCUAGACCAUGAGCUGGCUUUCUCCAAGAUCAUUGUGGAGCUACGGAAGAAGCACCCAGGCCACAUUCUGCCAGAUGAGGACCUGCAGUGGGUGUUUGUGAACGCAGGCGGGUGGAUGGGCUCCAUGUGCCUCCUGCAUGCCUCGCUCACCGAGUAUGUGCUGCUCUUUGGAACAGCUGUUGACACUGGUGGCCACUCAGGUCGUUACUGGGCAGAUAUCUCCGACACUGUCAUCUCGGGGACCUUCCGGCAGUGGAAGGAGGGGACCACCAGAAGUGAGAUCUACUACCCAGGGGACACCAUCGUGCACCAGGCAGGAGAGGCCACGUCGGUGCAGUGGAGCGCAGGCACCUGGAUGGUGGAAUACGGCCGGGGCUUCAUCCCCUCCACGCUGGCCUUUGCUCUGGCUGACACCCUCUUCAGCACUCAGGACUUCGUCACCCUCUUCUACACCCUGCGUGUCUACGCCAAGGGCCUGCUCCUGGAAGCCAAUGCCUUCUUCAGCACGUGGGGCUGCUGAGCCUGGCUCACCACGACCCCCUGCUGAACACAGGUGGCUCCUCUCCUCCCAGCCUUCCUCCCCUCUCCUCCUUCUCCUCCCCGAGCUCAGGCUCCAUCAGAGGCAGCAGGAGACCCCCUGUGCCUGCCCCAAAUUGCUCUGUCCUUACCGAUGGGCCAGCUGGGUGCCAGGAUAGAGGGACCAUGGUGGGCACAGCAACACAGACCUCUUUACUACCUGCCUCUCCCCCUUUUUGAUUUGAGCUGUGUCGUGCUUUUCCAUCCCUCAGGGCUGGAGUGGCCUUAGAGGGUACAAACACCUUUGUGUGCCCUCAGAAUGCAGCAGGAAGGGGGCUGGAGCUGGCUGUCCUCAGGCUCUGCAAAAUUCCUGCAGCUCCUGAGACAAUGGGAGGAGGAUGAUGCCUUCAGGACAGGGUGCACAGGAUGAGCUGGACUAGAGCACCCACUGUAAAGGUUGUAUGAGAGGUUUCUCUUCUCUCUGGCGGGCUGCCGGGGCUGCGGACAGCACUGAGUCCAGCUGGCAGCAAUUCCCGUGGCUCUGUCCCCGCUGACGUGGGUUGGCAGCACACAGUGUCCCCCUGGCACAGGGCUGGAUCUGCGCAGGGACCCCCCGGCAGUGAGGGGAUGCCCAGCCUCUGUGCUGGAGGUCUGUCUUGGUCCCCUGUAUGUCGUCUGCCCCAGGGGACAGCUGGGGCUAGGAGAGAGUCCCACUCCCCAUGGUCCUCCUCCCUGCAGUCCCUUCCCAAAGGGGAAAGCCACCGUCUGUCGCCUUAAACAAGAGCCCGUUCUGCGUGGCCUCUGGGCUAUGCACAUACCUGAUGUCUGUCAUGCCCAAACCUCUGUACUAGCUCAGGAUGGGAUCUCGCCCCUCAAAAUGCUUCCCCAGGCUGUGAGACCCCUCUGGGGACAGCCAACCUACUCGGCUCAUGACAUGAGAUCCUGGCCACUGGGGGAGCACUGCGGUUGCCUGACGAAGCCCAGCUGUGGACACUGCUUGCAGCUCUGUGGCCAGACCUAUGCGAGCUCUCUGCUCUGUGGAGGGCUUUCACCUCUGUACUGUUGCCAAACUAACGUCUGUGUCCCUGGCCACCAGGCCUGUAGCAUGUCAGUCCUACUCCCCAGACUGCCCCAUCCUGCUGACUGGCAGCCCUGCACAUGGGCUACUUCUUAAUUUGCCACCUGAAAAGAGCUGCCCAUAAUAAAAAUGUUCUUCCCACCA